Lotus japonicus is the source of this 1146-nucleotide messenger RNA. Its product is annotated as 40S ribosomal protein S6-like. Bases 114 to 857 code for a protein of 247 amino acids. The transcript has 6 exons. Gene Ontology annotation, biological process: translation. The record is from RefSeq and is a predicted model, not a curated record. Gene Ontology annotation, cellular component: ribosome. Lineage: Eukaryota; Viridiplantae; Streptophyta; Magnoliopsida; Fabales; Fabaceae. Gene Ontology annotation, molecular function: structural constituent of ribosome.
GCCCUGAACCUGCAAAACCCUAUUUCUUCUUUGUUCCAUUGCUCAGCCGCAGACUCUCAUUCCAAAACGCACCCGAGCACUGUGCAGCGGCGGCAUCCGGACGAGAUUGCAAGAUGAAGUUUAACAUUGCGAAUCCCACCACUGGGUGCCAGAAGAAGCUCGAAAUCGAUGACGACCUCAAACUUCGUGCAUUUUGGGACAAGAGGAUCUCACAGGAGGUUCUUGGUGAUGCUCUUGGUGAGGAAUUUAAGGGCUAUGUUUUCAAGAUUACUGGUGGGUGUGACAAGCAAGGAUUCCCAAUGAAGCAGGGUGUGCUGACCCCUGGUCGUGUCCGACUCUUGCUUCACAGAGGAACUCCUUGUUUCCGUGGAUACGGAAGGCGCAAUGGAGAGCGCAGAAGGAAGUCUGUGCGUGGAUGCAUUGUCAGCCCUGACCUCUCUGUUUUGAACUUGGUGAUUGUGAAGAAAGGUGAUAAUGAUUUACCUGGUCUUACUGAUGUUGAGAAACCAAGGAUGAGGGGUCCAAAGAGAGCAUCCAAAAUUCGCAAGCUGUUCAACCUUUCAAAGGAUGAUGAUGUGAGAAAGUAUGUUAACACAUACCGCCGAAACUUCACAACCAAAAAUGGGAAAAAGGUAAGCAAAGCUCCCAAGAUUCAACGUCUGGUCACUCCUUUGACACUCCAAAGGAAGCGAGCAAGAAUUGCAGAUAAGAAGAAGAGAAUUGCUAAGGCUAAAUCUGAGGCUGCUGAGUAUCAGAAGCUCCUUGCAUCCAGGUUGAAGGAGCAGAGAGAACGCCGCAGUGAGAGCUUGGCAAAGAGAAGAUCCAAACUGUCCACUGCUUCCAAGCCAACAGCAUAGGCUGCUUCAGGUAGAAAUAUGGUGAAGUUUAAACUUCACUGUAGUUUUUGGUAGUCAUGUGUUCCAUGAGGGUGGUUAUGAUCGACAUUGAUGGUUUUGCAAUUUAAAUACAUGGAGUCUAUUGAAGUAUUAGUUUUUUUUCAAGCGUUCAAUCGAACUAAAGGAUUUUUGCCCAGUUGAAUUUUUAUCCAUUUGAAAUGUUGUCAUUAUCUAAAAAGCUGCAUGUAUUACAUUUUUAUUUCAUGCUCGUGUGAUGAUUUAUGUGAACAAUCCUUUUUAUUGUUUUUUA